GUUCAGGCAGGGAAGAUUAGCCUUACGUGCUAAUAUUUGUGUGUUAUCCUCUGUUCAGGCAGGGAAGAUUAGCCUUACGUGCUAGUAUUUGUGUGUUAUCCUCUGUUGAUCAGAGAAGUUUUAGUGUUUUUUGUCUUAACAAGCGUAUCAAGCCUCUGUUGAUCAGAGAAGUUUUAGUGUUUUUGAUUGUGUGGUAACAAACAGAUUUACCAAAAAUGUUUAAGAAGAAUGCUAGUCUGAUCCCCACAACUAAAAAAGGUGGUCUUGCGACUCCUUCAUGGUCUGAUAGUGAAUUCAAAUCACUGUUAGGAGUGCAGAUGGACCUAAUAGUAACUGAGAAAGUUAGACAAGAACUAACUCAUAAGUAUAAGAUCCAUCCUGACAAGACUUGGUCUGUAGAUGAGUGCAAAAAGAUAUUAGGAGCAUGCAUUCGUAAGAAAAAUGUGAAAGGCAUUAUCUGCUGUCAUAGAGAAUUUGGUUUAACGCUAAGUACACAACAGUCUCAGCGUAUCUCAGAGCUAGAGGAACAGAUCCAGGAGCUCUGUGCUAGGGUAUCCUCUUUGACGAAGAAACUGAACCGCAACCAAGCAUUAGCAAGAACUGAUGUAGAUAAAGUUAGUCAGUCUGAUAACAACUAUCCUGACUUACAAGCUUUCUUUGACACAGAUGUAGCCAGUCAGUCAGUAACUGAUGUGCCUGUAGAUUCAGUGAAUGUAUGUGGUGCUAGAAAGAGAUCUCAGGGAAUUGACAGAAUUGCAAGUGUUACUCCCAACUCUUCUGUUGUCGAAGUCCAAACUGUUGCUAAACCAAUAGGACCUAAGGAUAUAGAGAGACUAUCCCAGAGCUUACCCUCAGCACGCACUAAUUUUUCUGAAUUUAGAAGAGCUUUGAUCAGUAAAAUGCGUCUCUACAACAUGUCAUUAGAAGAAGUCACACAGCUGAUGUCACAAAUUCUAACUGAGUCUGAAUUCAACCGUUUUGAGUCUGCUGUUACGUCUGAACUACAACAUGCCAGUAAAAGUGAUGUGAGAGAGGGUGUCUUGAAAAUUCUUAAGAACAUCAUGGGACCCAAGGUAGACUGGUCCAGGAUUACUAACUGUGUGCAGAAGAAAGAAGAAUCUGUAAAUGAAUACACUGAACGGUUUUGUCAGUCAGCUGUAACUUACAGUGGCAUAGUUGAGGAUUCUGAAAGUGUGCUUGAUGAUAAGGGACCCCUAGUCCGCAUCUGGUCAGAUGGCCUUAUAGCCGAGUAUAGAAAAGCAUUGCCAUUCCUAGAUCUAACUUGGUCUACCAUGACUCUCAGAAGUAAUCUCGACAGGUUAGCUGCAAUCUGAAAGGGAUGCUGAUGUUAAGGCAAAGGUGAAAGUCGCAGCAGCUUCGUUUAGCACAACAGAUCAAGACAAUAGAUGGCCUAAAAGAGAAAGCAAAUGUAACUACUGUGGAAAACUAGGACAUUGGGAGAAAAGGUGUCGGAAGAAGUUGCAAGAUGGUAGAAGAAAUACUAUGUGUAAUGAGGUGGAACUGGAGGGUGCGAUCUGGUUGGGGCAUGGUAAUUUCAUUAACCUGAUUGCUUAAUUGUUGCAGCCAGCACGCGUAUAUAGGACCCGGUUGUGGUUGCGUGUGUGACUGAUUUGUAAGCGUGACGUGACUCUCCGUGCGCCAGUAUCUCCUUUUCCGGAAGUUGUGGCUAUAUCCAACGCUGCAGUGGAUCGCGACUUGGAGUGUCCCGGACCGACGUGAGCCAGACCAUCAACGGGAUACUAAGUCACUACAAUUGCUGCUGUUUUGCCCGGAUGUUUUAUGUUUUGUUUCAUGUUUUAAUUGGUUUUAAGUAUUAAUGUGUUUUAUUGAUUGAAUGUAAAUUGGGGGGGUGUCGUUGGGAAGGCUUGGUGCUGGGCGGUGAGGAUCCGUGUCGGGCGAUACCGCGCUGCGUGGUCGCGUUGCUUUCUUUUAGCCCACCCCUUGGGUGGAUGUACGUGCGUCAUGUACUGCGGGACCCCUCAGAGUGUUUGACUGUACGCCUCCCAUUCCCCUCCCGAUAACAGCUCCCUGGUUUGGGUUUUCUCUUUUGUCGUGUGAUUGGAGUGUUUUAAACAUGAUUUGAUUUGUAUUAUUUGUGCUGUGAUUUUGGUUUCUUUGUGUUUUUAUUUGGAGUGUGAAUAGCCAACAGCCUAAUAAAGGGAGUGUUUAUGGUC
Messenger RNA from Brienomyrus brachyistius, 2195 nucleotides. RefSeq lists its product as uncharacterized. The transcript has 2 exons. NCBI's taxonomy places the organism in Eukaryota, Metazoa, Chordata, Actinopteri, Osteoglossiformes, Mormyridae. The record is from RefSeq and is a predicted model, not a curated record. The coding region runs from base 216 to 1334 and encodes 372 amino acids.